AUGUUGCGCGGGGUUGCCAAGUCGAGUCGACCUCUGGCAACGCCAGGAAACAACAGGAAAUUUGUCGCCAUGUCUACACUAUUACGAGGUCGCUCAAAUUCCGACUUGCUUUCCCCAUCAGCCUACGAUGACGAUGUUGCCUCUCCGCGGUCGCUCUCCGACCAAGAAUCCGACUCCGAGGAUGAUGAGUUCCUACGCGCGAAACGAUCGACGUUAGAGCUCGCCCGCCAUGACAAGACAGUGCUGGAGGAGGAGGAAGAAAUGGAGAAGCUGUUGGUCAGGAGUAGUCCGGCUGAUGGGAUACGGAGGAUUUUCAGUCCUACAGUCGGCCCUGUCCGCAUAGGCAAAAGAGACAGGAGUCGGCGGCGGGAAAGAAAGGCGAGCAUACAGGGGAAACCACACCAGGAGGGCGAUCUUAUGUUUGAAAUGGAAGAAGGAUUCCAGGAUCGAUCAGAUGACGACAGCAUCGAUUCGUUAGACUUGGAUGAGAAAGAAGUGGAUGACUGGCAAUCUCGACGGUCUACCAAGAGCAAAUGUGUGCGACUGACACUUAUUUUCUCUGCUAUAACGGUUCUCUUUUUUAUCCUUCUUUUGGGUGCCUACAAGGUAUCUAGCGAUACCCGAACGUCCAAGCCCGCCACCACUCUUCUCUCCAACGGGACAGCCCUCUUCGGACCGACCACGAUAAUUGUCUCUCUGGAUGGAUUUCGGGCAGAUUUUCUCAACAGGGGCCUAACUCCGACGCUGAAUUCUUUUAUUGCCGCGGGGGUGUCCCCAAAAUAUAUGACUCCAAGUUUCCCCAGUGUCACAUUUCCCAACCACUUCACUCUUGUCACCGGGUUGCAUCCCGAGAGCCACGGAAUGGUAGCCAACGAUUUUUACGAUCCUAAUAUGCAUGAGGCUUUCCAAGUCACACCGGAGUCAGUGACCAAUGCGAACUGGUGGACGGCAGAGCCUAUUUGGACAACCGCAGAAAAGAGAGGCGUGCGCACCGCCAUACACAUGUGGCCUGGGUCGGAAGCGCACAUUGGUCAAAUAGAUCCGACAUUUUAUGACAGAUAUAAUGGCUCUGAGCUGCUUUCACGAAAAGUCGACCGACUCAUGGGAUUUCUAGACUUGCCCGGAGAAGAAAGCGAACCUGGAAUUGAAAAGCUUCGCCCUCAAUUUAUAGCUACUUACGUACCGAAUGUCGAUACUGCUGGGCAUAAAUACGGUCCAAACAGCACCGAAAUUCGAGACGUCAUUUCCAAUGCCGACACCAUGCUUGCUGAUAUCCUACACGGACUUGAGGCCCGGAAUCUAACAGAUAUAGUCAACAUUGUGGUCGUCUCGGACCAUGGUAUGGCUACUACCUCUUACAAGCGCACUAUCCAGCUGGAAGACCUGAUCGAUAUCGAUUUGGUUGAACACAUCGACGGUUGGCCGCUUAGGGGCCUACGACCGAAGCGGCCGGAAGACUUGGAAGUUUUGAAAAGCCAGUUAGAUGAAAGGGCAAAGAACUUUUCAGGUGGCAUUGACGUCUACACUCGGGAAACAAUGCCAGAGAGAUAUCACUUUUCGAACAAUGACCGCAUUGCGCCUCUGUGGGUGAUUCCCAAGACUGGCUGGGCUGUUGUUGAGCGUCCGGAUUUUGAUGCGAAAGAGGCUAUGGAGAAGGAAAUAGUCUACAAUCCCCGAGGAAUUCACGGCUAUGAUAACGAGCAUCCGCUAAUGCGAGCAAUUUUUGUGGCCCGUGGCCCUGCGUUCCCCCACCCCCCCAAUAGUCGGGUGGAUGUCUUCCAAAACAUUGAGGUCUACAACUUGGUCUGCGAAUCAAUUGGCCUAGAACCGCUACCCAACAAUGGAACGCUCCAUCUUCCGCUAGAGGUGGUCGGUCUCCACAGUGAUGAGGACGCUCCGGAAUUAGAGAGCCCCGAAGACCCUCCUAAAACAACGACAGGCCCAGAAUUGCCUGUAUCCACGGCUGUCCCACCACCAACUGUACCUUUCGAAACACCAACGCCCGAAGUCCCUGAACCCGAACCUAAACCAGAACCAGACACGGGUGCAGACGAUGGAGAUAAUACGAACGAUGGCAAUGGUGAAGAAGAUGGCGCUAAACCAUUAGACCAAUCGUUCUAUGAUGAAGUCAAAGAAACCUUGAACUCCAUCAAGGACUGGUUUGGCCAGUUGUGGGGUGCCAAAGAAGACAAUAAGCCGCCAGAGUCGUGA
Talaromyces rugulosus is the source of this 2211-nucleotide messenger RNA. RefSeq lists its product as uncharacterized. The coding region runs from base 1 to 2211 and encodes 736 amino acids. The record is from RefSeq and is a predicted model, not a curated record. The transcript has 4 exons. Lineage: Eukaryota; Fungi; Ascomycota; Eurotiomycetes; Eurotiales; Trichocomaceae. Gene Ontology annotation, biological process: nucleoside triphosphate metabolic process. Gene Ontology annotation, molecular function: ribonucleoside triphosphate phosphatase activity; nucleoside triphosphate diphosphatase activity.